ACUUGACGAAUCGACUGCCCUGUGUUGUGAUCAAAGUGUUUGAGUUUCUCCUUAUCAACCUGCUUACGGUCAUUGAAAUUCACAGAAGAACCGAAAACAAUCUUACCUGACCUCCCCCUGUUUCCAUCAUGUCCCACUCGGAGCCCCAAAAGUUCUCCAAUGCCUCCACGGGCGAUGCUCCGGCAGACCCCUACAAGGAGGCCAACAAAGACGAUCCUCCCCUGGAGCAGAAGGUCGAAGACUUUGCCGAUUUCAUCAAGGCCACCAAACUGGCCAUGAUGACCACCCGAGACGCCGCCACUGGUCACCUCGUUUCGCGAGCCAUGGCCCUAGCAGCUACCGAAUCCGGCGGCAUCGAUCUCCUCUUCCACACCAACACCGAAACCCACAAGAUGGACGAGAUCGUCGGCGACCCCCACGUCAACAUCUCCUUCAUCAACAGCGCGGGUGACUGGGCCUCCGUCUCGGGCGUGUGCAGCAUCGUCACCGAUCGCGCCCUCGUCAAGAAACACUACUCCCCCGCCCUCAAGGCCUGGGUCGGCGACCUUGGAGACGGCAAGCAUGACGGCUCCGAGAACGAUCCCCGCAUCGGCAUCAUCCGCGUCCAGGCCAACACCAUCACCUACGCCGUCAACCACCGUACCGCCCUCGGCAGAAUCUUCCAGAUCGCCGAGGGAAUCGUCACCGGCAGCGCCGCCCAUGUGAAUAGCCUGCGCGAGAUUUCCGUGGCCGAGGUGAAGCAGUGGAGGGAGUCACAUCUGUCUGCUGAGUAGUUGGAAAGGGACCGCAUUUGAAGGGCUGAGAGAGAGAGAGAGAGAGAGAGAGAGAGAGAGAGAGAGAGAGAGUACUCGAUGUAAUGAUAAGUAGCAGGACGCGAGUAAUUUGCGUCGGCUCGCAAAACAAAGGACGGCGUA
Molecule: messenger RNA, 914 nt
Organism: Sodiomyces alkalinus F11
Lineage: Eukaryota; Fungi; Ascomycota; Sordariomycetes; Glomerellales; Plectosphaerellaceae
Product: pyridoxamine 5'-phosphate oxidase
Exons: 2
Coding region: 129-773 (214 amino acids)
Source: RefSeq, a predicted model, not a curated record